AUGGCGUCCACGCUUCACCCGGCCAAGGCUGCCCCUAUGCUAAAGAUUCCCAACGGUGCUUCUGCAAAAGUUUCAAUCAUUGAUACCACUUCCAGGAUUCAGGCACCAGUUGGCCUGUUCAUGCACCCAGCCAUCCCUGGACAUGAGCACCUCAACGCCCCAGCGUUCAGCUUCUUGGUAGAGCAGCAAAAAUCUAGCCGCAAAGUCCUAUUUGAUCUGGGAUUGAGAAAAGAUUGGCAAAGUCACCCUCCAGCUGUUCUGAAGCUCAUCUCGGGGCCUGGCUGGGCAAUGGAGAUUCAAAAGAAUGUGGCCGAGAUUUUACAAGAAAAUGGGGUUGAUGUCGCAGGCGGCUCGAUCGAGGCGGUCAUCUGGAGCCACUGGCAUUUCGACCACACUGGCGACGUUUCCACCUUCCCUUACAGCACCAAGUUAAUCGCAGGGGCGGGAGUAAAGGAUGCUUUUCUUCCGGCUUACCCUAAUAAUAGCGAGUCGUCUCUUCUUGAGAGCGAUUUUGCGGGUCGGGAGUACGAAGAAAUCGACUUCGACAAGAGGCCUACACUUGAAAUCGGCAACUACAGAGGUAUCGACUAUUUCGGAGAUGGGUCCUUCUACGUCCUUGAUGCACCUGGCCAUGCUAUUGGGCACGUAGUUGGUCUCGCCCGUGUGACAUCAACUCAAGAUGGAGACCCUGAAGAUACGUUUGUCCUGAUGGGAGCUGAUACUGCCCAUCAUGGUGGAGAGUUCAGACCAACUGAAUACCUUCCCAUUCCCAAGGACAUCACGCCGUCUCCCUACGUCGCUAAAUACGCUUCGGCUUGCCCCGGCCAUAUCUUUGAGUCGAUUCACCCGCGCAAGAAGGGAGCUGACCCUUUCUACCACCUUCACGAUGAAGUUCCACACAACAAACAACAAGCAGACCGUUCGUGUGAGCUGAUGCAGGAGUUCGACGCUGCGGACAAUGUUUUCGUCAUCAUUGCCCACGAUGCAACCUUGUUGGACUCACGGGUUGGAAUUGACUGGUACCCACAUGGAGACCUUAAGAACUGGAAGGCCAAAGACUCCGACAACAAAGCUCGCUGGCUGUUCUUGCAGGACUUUACACAAGCUUUGGAAUGA
Molecule: messenger RNA, 1116 nt
Organism: Cladophialophora immunda
Lineage: Eukaryota; Fungi; Ascomycota; Eurotiomycetes; Chaetothyriales; Herpotrichiellaceae
Exons: 1
Coding region: 1-1116 (371 amino acids)
Source: RefSeq, a predicted model, not a curated record